GAAGAGUUCUCUGGGUUUCAUACUGCGCCAUUCCUCUGCAGUACGCCUCUGUCUGCCUCAGCUGCAGCCAGCAGAGGCCUUGCCACGGCGUCUCUCCCCCACGCCUCCUCCGCUGCUGCUACCUUCAACGCCACCGCUGAAGCCCUGCCGGUUCAGCGCUGCUGUGGCUGUUGUCGCUGCCACCUCCGCAACCCCGGCCUCCGCCGACGCCACCCGAGCAUCCGUGAGUCAUUUUCUGCCCACCUCCGGCCGGGCGCGCGGUCUUUUACGAGUUUUGCAGGCUUGCAACAUGGCAGAAGCGGAUCUUAAAAUGGUCACGGAGCCUGCCGCCCAGGGGAUUGCUGAAGAGGAGAUGACUAGCUUCGCUAGUGAUUCUGGGGAAGAAUCUGACACCAGUAGCUCUAGCAGCAGCAAUAGUUGCAGCAGCAGCGGCAGCAGCAACAGCAACAGCAGUAGCAGCAGCAGCCGCAGCCGCUUAUACAAAAAGAAGAGGGCACCUGAGCCUUCCCAAAGGGCACGGCGUGCUCCGUCGGGUACUAAUUUCGUGGGUAGGCUGCCACAGGCAGUUAGAAAUCGGGUGCAGGCGCUCAGAAAUAUUCAAGAUGAAUGUGACAAGGUAGAUGCCCUGUUCUUAAAAGCUAUUCAUGAUCUUGAAAGAAAGUAUGCUGAACUAAAUAAGCCUUUAUAUGACAGGCGAUUUCAAAUCAUCAAUGCAGAAUACGAGCCUACAGAAGAAGAAUGCGAAUGGAAUUCAGAAGAUGAGGACUUCAGCAGUGAUGAGGAGGUGCAGGAUGACAUCCCCAGUGAAAUGCCUCCCUUGGAGGGUGAGGAAGAAGAAAACGCUAAAGAAAAAUCCGAGGUUCAGGUUGAAGAAGUUCCUAAAAAAAUCCCAGAUUUAAAGGCUGAAGGAGAAGAAGUUCCUAAAGAAAUUUGUGAGGUAAAGGCUGAAAACAAAGCAGAUUCUAUAGAUUGUGUGGAAGCAACUCCAGAAGAAGGUCUUAAAGAACCCCCACACACAAUGACAGACAAUAAAGAAGAGCCUAAAGAAAUAGAGUGUAAGGCAAGGGUUGCAGUAAUAGAGUGUAAGGCAAGAGAAGCUCAUAAAAGAGUUCCUGAGACAAGACCUAAAGAAAGAGUAAAUCUUAAAAGAGCUCGGAAAGGAAAAGCUAAAAGAGAAGAUCCUAAAGGCAUUCCUGACUACUGGCUUACAGUUUUGAAGAAUGUUGACAAGCUUGGGCCUAUGAUUCAAAAGUGUGAUGAGCCCAUUCUGAAGUUCUUGUCGGAUGUUAGCCUGAAGUUCUCAAAACCUGGCCAGCCCAUAAGUUACACCUUUGAAUUUCAUUUUCUACCCAAUCCUUACUUCAGAAAUGAGCUCCUGAUGAAGACAUACAUAAUAAAGUCAAAACCAGAUCACAAUGAUCCCUUCUUUUCUUGGGGAUGGGAAAUUGAAGAUUGCAAAGGUUGCAAUAUAGAUUGGAGAACAGGAAAGGAUGUUACUGUGACAACCACCCAGAACCCCACAACUGCUACUGGAGAAAUUGAAAUCCAGCCAAGAGUGGUUCCUAAUGCAUCAUUCUUCAAUUUCUUUAGUCCUCCUGAGAUUCCUAAGAUUGGAAAGCUGGAACCACAAGAAGAUGCUAUUCUUGAUGAGGACUUUGAAAUUGGUCAAAUUUUACAUGAUAAUGUCAUCUUGAAAUCAAUCUAUUACUAUACAGGAGAAGUCAAUGGCAUCUACUAUCAAGAUGGCAAAGAUUAUGGAAAAAGGAAAUACCGAAAAUAAAAGAGACCAGCUAAAAGAAUUUUCAAGAAUCUUAAAAAUUCAAGCAAGCAGAAGUGAAGCAGGUUCAUGUACCCUUGGAGAAAAAUAAAGCUUGCUCUAUAACCUGAACACU
This is a messenger RNA of Castor canadensis (American beaver), 1892 nucleotides long. RefSeq names its product nucleosome assembly protein 1 like 3 (gene Nap1l3). The record is from RefSeq and is a predicted model, not a curated record. NCBI's taxonomy places the organism in Eukaryota, Metazoa, Chordata, Mammalia, Rodentia, Castoridae. Gene Ontology annotation, cellular component: nucleus. Gene Ontology annotation, biological process: nucleosome assembly.